Molecule: messenger RNA, 2358 nt
Organism: Trichoderma citrinoviride
Lineage: Eukaryota; Fungi; Ascomycota; Sordariomycetes; Hypocreales; Hypocreaceae
Product: RabGAP/TBC
Exons: 4
Coding region: 1-2358 (785 amino acids)
Biological process (GO): activation of GTPase activity
Molecular function (GO): GTPase activator activity
Source: RefSeq, a predicted model, not a curated record
AUGACCUCCGGCCAAGCCUCGAAGAGCGACGAUUCAGCUCGUCCAGCCUCGCCGGCCGGCAGCUUCUACGCCAUGAGCGACGAUGAGGAGGGCGGCUAUGAGACCAUCACUCACACGCAGUCCGGCCGAGGCGUCAAGCUGCUGUACUCCAAGAGCAAGGUCUACGUCCAUCCCACGCCAUCAGCAAAGGACAACAUCCCCGGCUACAUAGCUCUGCUGCAGCAAAAGGGGCCAAGGCGGGAUCGCCCCUCCACAGCGUCUUCGGCGGAGAACCCCGACAGUAUUGCGUCUUCAGACCUGCUUCUUGCCUGGGUACCCGAAUCAUCCCUUGGUGACUCGGCGAGCGUCUAUGUCAAAGUUGAUCUCUCCGAUGCCGACUCCCCUCCCAAGCAGUCAUAUCUCGUCCCUCCACCUCCUACAGUGACCAGCCACGGGAGCUCGGUUGGCGGCUACGCCUUUGCCAUCCCCGUUAGUGCCAUCUACUCUCUGCUGGUCCGACCCCCGAGUCUGGGCUGGUGGUAUGGCUCCAUCAUUAUCAACUCUCGAGGGGGCGACAGCUUCCCUGCGCUCUUUUUCCACGAUGACGAGUGCCAGAGCACUAUUCUUCAGAAAAAGAAGCUGGCCCGGGACAACUUCGACCCGUUUGGAGACAAGGGCCAGAUGUUCUGGGGCGCAGAUGAAGUCUUGCGAUGGCUGAGGAGGUACAUCAAAAUUGAGAGGUCCGGGGCAGAGCCCAACAUCUAUCUCAUUGAGCCCAGCAAGGAGGACUUGGAAAGCUUCGGCUCUAAAAUGACGGCGAAGAAAGCGCAGGGGAAUGCCAAGGCAGGAGGCUCAACCCCCAAAGAUGCCCAGAUGGACCCCUUCAUGAAGUUUGUCAAGGAGACGGGGUGGAAUCUCAUGGAAAAAUUCAGCAAAGUGACUACCUUGACUAGAAGAGCAGCACACGACUUGUCAGAAAAUCCCAGCCUGCCCCCUCAGGUACGGAGGUUGCUCAGGAACCCAGAGGUCCAGACCCUCCAAGAUGAGUUUGACAGCGCCAGGAUAUACCUCGCUAGGUGGGCCAUGGGCAUGGCCGAGCAGAGUGAGCGUGACCACCGGCAGAGAAUCUGGACGGUUCGAGAUGUCAUGGAGCUCGAAGACACUGGCGUCGGAGAGUUCGAGCUUCUUGAGGGAACAAGCUCUCUCUCGCUCGAAGAGAGAAAGCAACCAGUCACAAUAGAAGAGUGGGACGCUUUCUUUGAUCCCGAGACCGGGAGGCUGUCCAUCGCGGUGGACGAAGUCAAAGAGCGCAUCUUCCACGGUGGACUGGAUCCCGAUGACGGGGUGCGAAAGGAAGCCUGGCUCUUCUUGUUGGGCGUGUACGAAUGGUACAGCACGAUCGACGAGAGAAAGGCUACCAUCGCCUCCCUGAGGGAUCAGUAUUACAAGCUCAAGCAGUCCUGGUGGAACCGACUAGAGGGAGACGGCGGAGAGGAGAAGGAUGUUCACCGAACGGAUCGAAAUGUGCCCAUCUUCCACGGAGAAGAUACUCCUCAUCCAGAUCCGAACUCGCCGUUUGCCGAAGUGGGCACCAAUGUCCACCUCGAGCAGAUGAAAGAGAUGCUGCUGACAUACAACGAAUACAACAAAGACCUCGGCUACGUCCAAGGCAUGUCGGAUCUUUUGGCACCAAUCUACGCCGUGGUUCAGGACGACGCGGUGGCCUUUUGGGCGUUCCAAAUGUUCAUGGAGAGAAUGGAACGCAACUUUCUGCGCGACCAGUCGGGCAUGCGAGGCCAGCUGUUGGCCUUGGACCAGCUUGUCCAUUUCAUGGACCCCAAGCUGUGGGAUCACCUGCAGAGCACUGACAGCACCAACUUCUUCUUCUUCUUCCGCAUGAUCUUGGUCUGGUACAAGCGGGAGUUUGACUGGCCGGACGUGCUCAAGCUUUGGGAGUGCCUGUGGACGGACUACUACAGCUCCAGCUUCCACCUCUUCAUUGCCCUCGCCAUUCUCGAGAAGCACAGAGACGUCAUCAUGACCCACCUCAAGGCGUUUGAUGAAGUGCUGAAAUAUGUGAAUGAGCUGUCGGGUACCAUCGACCUUGACUCGACCAUCAUUCGCGCCGAGGCCCUCUUCCGCCGGUUCCAGCGGCUCGUCGAAGCAGUCGACAAGAAGAACAACUUCCCGCCUCCAAGAACAGAGAGCCCGGCCCAGCCAGAUUCCAACGGAAAAGGCAAAGCGAGCACAGCGUCAUCAAAGCACGAGCGGGUGAUUACCCCCGAGCUGCGAAAGCUGCUCAGCCGCAAGGUUGAGACUGUGGACAGGAAGCCAAAGGCGGCAACCCUGAAGGCAGAAGCAUCGACCGAUUCGAAGUGA